Messenger RNA from Synchytrium microbalum, 2727 nucleotides. RefSeq lists its product as uncharacterized. Lineage: Eukaryota; Fungi; Chytridiomycota; Chytridiomycetes; Synchytriales; Synchytriaceae. Gene Ontology annotation, biological process: positive regulation of transcription by RNA polymerase II; negative regulation of transcription by RNA polymerase II. The record is from RefSeq and is a predicted model, not a curated record. Gene Ontology annotation, molecular function: RNA polymerase II cis-regulatory region sequence-specific DNA binding; zinc ion binding; DNA-binding transcription factor activity, RNA polymerase II-specific. Bases 1 to 2727 code for a protein of 908 amino acids. The transcript is spliced from 5 exons.
AUGCAUAUGAACUUGAACAAGGAGAAGAAACUCCGUGUAGAGUCCGAACACAUGUCGAAAAGAGAUGCCUUCAUGGACACUACACCCACGCAAACCACAAUGGAACGUCAAUUUGCUGACGCCAGAGUUGGAGCCAGAAGGGAAAGUGAAGUCUUUGAGAAUGCAGAAAUGUAUAUUAAUCUUCCACCUGAUGGCGAUGAGGAUCAGACUGAUCAGGACAUCAAGACUGAAAAUCCGGACCUGCACCAAUUUGCACAUGUCAAUCAAUUCAACCCCAUCAAUUUCAUGGCAAUCGAUCCAGUAUAUCAUUUGAACAUGUAUAGCCCUGAACAGCAGCACCACCCUGCAGUCAAUUCGGCAGACUGGAUGAAGCACCUCAUGACGAUUGAGGGGUUUGAUCCAAGCACAGCGUCUGGAUCUAUGCCUUCACACCGUCAUAAUACAUCAUCAUAUCCACAGCCGCCGCCACCACCUCCCAUGCAAAAUGUAGAUAGCCCGUUCGCCAAACAGCCUGUCCCUGAUACCCGUCCUAUCAUGUCUGCACUGUCUGCCUCGGCAUUAUCAGCGUCAUUCAGACCCGAGUUUAUGAUGCAGCCUAAUCCCCAUAUUCAUUUGCAACCAAUGCCCCAAUAUCAUCUUCAACAGCAGCAUCAGAUGCAGAUGGAGCAUCAGCAACAACAACAGCCGGAAUACUACCAUCAUCAACAACAGCAGCAGCAGCAACACCAACAUCACCAAGGAGCUUCUGAAUCUAUAAAUAUAUCACCAUCCGUAGAUCAAGUAGGUGGAAUGGUAGGAACUGUAUCCCCUGGCGACGUUUUAUCGUCACCAAUGAGGCCGAGACCAUCGCCCUUUGUAUCGACAUUUGUAUCUCAGAUGCCAAGUGUUGGAACAGGCAAUGAAACAGAUGGAACAGGUGACGUUGGAUCAUCAGCCACGUCCUCACCUGAAGCUGUAUCAUCACCAUCAGACGAUGGUCGUGGCGUGUCUCCUGGAACAUCCGCUACCACAAAACCUGUCGCAGUCCCUAAGCCUCGUAGUCAGGAAAUGCGACAGUCGUUGCCGUCUAAUAUAUCGAGAUCUGUCUCGACACCAUUGCCCCAACCUCCUGUUGGAGAAGAUGUUGAAGACACUGCUAGUUUGAGCUGUACAAAUUGUCACACAACCAAUACUCCAUUGUGGAGAAGGAAUGCUCAAGGAGAACCAUUAUGUAAUGCUUGUGGGCUAUUCUACAAGUUACAUGGAGUGGUACGACCUUUAUCAUUAAAAACAGAUGUAAUUCGAAAGAGAAACCGAGGCGGCAAGAAGGAAUCGUCAGUCAAUGAUGAACCGUCAGGUCGAACGUCGACGAGACUGAGCAGUCGAGGAAGUGCAUCAUCUUGGGGAUCAUCGUCCGUGUCGUCCACACGCUCAGAGCGAGCCACGUCGGUUGGUCGUAGCUACUCAAGAGACCAUUUGAGCUCAUCUCCUCGAGAAUCUGGUAGAAGCCGAGUCCAAUCAGUCAACGAAACAUCAGUCCACGCUCUAGCAUCAUCUUAUGUUAAUGACUCCAAUAGUAUGAGCGCUUCAGCACCUGAUAGAAGCUCCAUAUUGUCAACCUCUGCUCCAUCGACUGCUGCACAUCCCUAUGCCACUAGUCGACCACUCUCUCGUAAAGCGUCGUCAACGUCACUGAAGUCUGCCAACUCAUCACGAGCUGUAUACCCACCCACUCAGUAUCCACCACCGAUAUCUACGUCUGUAUCAGCCACUGAUCUUCGAUACAUGCAACACGCACAAUAUCCUUCUAGUCCCGUUAGUAGCACGCCAGGAACACCGAGGGAUCAUUGGGCUAGCAGUAGUAAUAAUAAUGCCAAUCAACUGAGUUCAUCUCAAAAGUCAACGAAACGAAUGAGGAGGGAUCCAGGCUCAGAUGCAGAAUAUGAAGAUUAUCCAUCACAGUCAACACCGACGUCGCCGGCAUAUCAUCAUGCUCCAAUCGAUUUGAUGCCUACACCUACAUCGGCAACACCAAUACCAACUCAUCACCAGCAGCAGAUGUAUAGUAUUCCGGCCAACGACAGUUUCAGUAAUAGUAGUAAUAAUAAUAAUAAUGCUAACAACCUUGGUAAUGGACAACAAAUGCCGGAACCACAGCAACCUACAUACACCACACCAGAAUCAUUACUGGCUGCAUUACAGCAACUCAUGGUCACGGCAACACCAGGAAAGAAUGGUGCUCCGACAAUACAGGGAGUAGAUGUAGGUCAAGUGUACAUGCAACUGCAACAGCUGGUUGAGAUGCAAAGACAUACUGGACACAAUAUAGAGCCAGUACCUGCUAGUGGUUCCAGCAGAUCGGUCACACCUCAAUCACCUAGCAGUACCGGAAUGGCUAGUCCCUCGGCAACUCAACAACAUGGACAGCCUCAAACUCCAAAUAAUAAUAACUAUAAUAGUGCUAGUGGUGCAUCAUCAACGUCCAGGCCUCCAAUGGCAAUAAUGAGAAAAACGUCACCUGGUGUCAUGUACCAGUCAGCACCCGCCAACCAGUACUGGCCACAUCAACAAUACCACCAGCCACUGCUACCUGUAAGCAUGGUUGGAUCGUUUAGCGAGAUGCAGCAUAUGAUCUCCACCGACGCUCCGCAAGGAGUGUCCACUGAACAGUGGAUUGAUUAUAGUGGGAAUAGCAACCGUGACUUUUAUGAAUUUACAAAUGGAGGACCGUCGUCGUAUAUGGGUUAA